Molecule: messenger RNA, 2713 nt
Organism: Diprion similis
Lineage: Eukaryota; Metazoa; Arthropoda; Insecta; Hymenoptera; Diprionidae
Exons: 9
Coding region: 96-2087 (663 amino acids)
Source: RefSeq, a predicted model, not a curated record
UCUCUGGUCAAGUGCAGUCGUCGGCGCUUGAUUAAAUCCUCGAAUCUUCCUUCGUUUAGUCUCAACCUUUGAGGUGUCUCUUUACCAACUUCAUCAUGAUGAAGUUCUACGUUCUGUGCGCCCUUGUGGCCUUCGCCUCAGCCCAGCCAGCCAAAACCGACUUUUGGAAAGGCACCAGCAUGGAUACGAUGGUGGACCAGAUGAAAAGUGACUGUGCCCAGAAAAACGACGAGAUUUCUUGCAUGAAGUUCAAGGUCCUCAAUCUUUUGGAUCAGAUCUUUCGCAAGGACAGCUUUAAGGUAUCAGAGACCGUCGAGGUGACACGCAACUCCUACCCCGUCGAGGAAGUGUCUGCCCGCAGUGAAGGCUCAUUCCUCGAGACCAUCCAGUCCUACUUGGCUUCCCACGACGUUACUUUCAAGCUUCCCUUCGAGUCUUCAGUUAAAGUCAGCCCCCGCAACAUUGACGAUGACGAGCUUUCAUUCAACGUCAAGUUCGGCGAAGGUCGCGCCGUCCAGGAAGCCCGUAAAUCGAAACUGAAGAAAGUCAUUAUCCCCAUUCUCGUAUUCGUCCUGUUGAAGGCGAUGACCCUCAUUCCUUUGGCCAUCGGUGUCCUCGGACUGAAAGCCUGGAACGCACUUCAGCUCUCGUUCUUCAGCUUCGUCGUUUCUGUUGGCUUGGCUAUCUUCCAGCUGUGCAAAAAGAUCGCUGCUGACAGUCACGCCGCUCCUCUCGCUGCUCAUGGACCCUGGGAGUACCAGGCUGCCCAGUACCGUGCCUUCGACGAGACCCAGGCCGUCCCCCAGGAGACCGCUCAGGACCUCGCUUAUGCUGGAUACGUCCAGAAUGGCAGUGACAUAAGGUCGCACGCACGCCAGUUGUAUCAUAUUCCGGAACUUGCCCAGCUGAUCCAAACUAAGCCCGUUUAUGACAAACGCGCAACCACCAGCUCCGGGAUGUUUUCUCUAGACGUACCUGCUUACCAUAAUCGAGACUCAAGAGUCAGCCCCACGCCUGCCGAGAGGUUCGUGAGGCCCAGAAGGCCCGCAAGGUCCGACACGUGCUUUACAAAUGGAAAACGCGCAGCGUUGGUUGUCACCGACAUACCAACAUGGAGCGAGGUUCCGCUUCCCGUCGUACGCCAUGGGGCGGGCCACUCCUCCGUCAGUCGCAGUUCAAUCGUCGAUUGUGCUCAACGGUCGAUCGAUCGACCUUCUCUGGCUAAAGACACGGUGACCCGCAAGAAUACACUCCUCAGGAUUACGACAAGUCACUUUUCAACAGCAGGAAAAAUGCGUUUACUCACAUUCGUAGCCUUAGUGGCAAGUGCCGCGGCGUCGCAGGACUUCCUAUCGACCUCCUUGAACCACUGCAUCAACGCGGAAUCAUGGAGUUCUUGUUUCAAAAGCGAGGUCCUUGGAUACAUGGACGAAAAAUUGGGCACCACGACUGAGGCCAGAUCCUUGGACACCGUUGACGAAGCUGUGGUGGCGAGGACCUUCAAGUACCUUAAGAGCUUCGACUACGGAAUCGACAUUCCCUUUGCCGAUGCCAGUCUCAAGUACCGACCCAGCAGGAGCCUCGCUGACCUUGACAUCGAAUUCAAGGACAAUGCUGUAGCUACAAGCCAAGCUCGUGGUCUCCUCAAGAAGAAACUUCUUUUCCCAUUCCUCCUGCUUCUUAAAUUGAAACUGAAGGCUUUGAUGCCAAUCUUCGUCGCCAUCAUCGGUCUCAAGGCUCUCAAGGCUCUGGUACUAUCGAAAUUGGCCAUCUUGUUGGUCGUUGGAUUCAUCGCCGUACAAUUCUUCAAAAAGGGAGGCAUGGCUAUGCCGAUGGGUAUGUCAAUGGAUCCAGCUUCAGUCUUGUAUGGAGCACCCGCUACCCCAUCAACGACCUCAAGUUACGACCCCGCGAACACGUGGGACGGAAACGGGCCCUAUUCCCGAGUGUGGACCCCAACCAGUGGAGUAGAAGCACAGAAUCUGGCGUACAACUACUACUCCGGAAGUGGUUCGUCAAGUGCACAAUCGUCCUACGGAUCACCGUCAAGCUCCUCCAGCUCGUCGUCAAGCUCGACUAACUAUUAAGGAACUGUCAGCAAAUCGGCGUUUGUUUCGAACCGGUAAACGGUGUCUUGAAAAUUGAUUAUUAUCGACAAACGAUUCCUCCGAUUAUACAAUUAUUGCUCAAACGAAAUCCUUCAAAAGAAUAGGAUAGCCGCUGAGAAACGCGGAUAUCACCAAAGAUACCGGUCACACAUUGCAGAGGGUUCAGGUCAAUUGAUUUUCUCACAUAAAAAGUUACCAAAAAUAUUUACUCUUAGAGACACGCUAGGCACGAUCCCGAUUUUCAUUCGAACCAAAAAAUAUCAAGUCAAAACUAUUCGAAAGGUCGGACUUUUCGUACGAAAUAUUUCUAUCAACCGCGACAAGUAGAGAUGCCGAUUCCCUUACCGACCAAGGCAUUGAGGGGCCUAUUCGUUCUGCAGGUAGAUCGGUAUCAGAUCGCUCACUGUUGUACCGACGGCUGCCGGUGACCUGUAGAAAGGGGCCUAGCGAGGACCUUGACCAUCGAUAAGAAAGAACACAGAGCGGCGGUAGACCUUGCAGAGAUUUAUUAUCCAAUGAGUUAGGGUACCGAUGAGGAUCAGUGGGACACAAUCGGCGUCGGUAUCCUGCGGUCAUUGAAAUAACUGGUUCGUAAUGAAGAGUCG